Molecule: messenger RNA, 2318 nt
Organism: Pterocles gutturalis (yellow-throated sandgrouse)
Lineage: Eukaryota; Metazoa; Chordata; Aves; Pterocliformes; Pteroclidae
Product: unconventional myosin-X
Exons: 11
Biological process (GO): signal transduction
Cellular component (GO): cytoskeleton
Source: RefSeq, a predicted model, not a curated record
ACCAAAUUCAUUUGUGAUCAUCACUGCUAAUCGUGUUCUUCACUGUAAUGCUGACACUCCUGAAGAGAUGCAUCACUGGAUAACACUGCUGCAAAGGUCAAAGGGGGACACUAGAGUGGAGGGACAAGAAUUCAUUGUGAGAGGAUGGCUACACAAGGAAGUGAAAAACAACCCAAAGAUAUCUUCAUUAAAACUGAAAAAGCGUUGGUUUGUUUUGACGCACAAUUCUUUGGACUACUACAAGAGUUCAGAGAAAAAUGCUUUGAAAUUGGGUACGCUGGUCCUGAACAGCCUCUGCUCGGUGGUCCCACCUGAUGAAAAAAUCUUCAAAGAGACAGGUUAUUGGAAUGUAACCGUAUACGGACGCAAACAUUGUUACCGUCUCUAUACAAAAUUGCUUAACGAGGCGACCCGCUGGUCAAGUGCAAUCCAGAAUGUGAUUGACACAAAAGCACCAAUCGAUACACCAACUCAGCAACUUAUUCAAGAUAUUAAGGAAAACUGCCUGAAUGCUGAUGUAGUUGAACAGAUUUAUAAGAGAAACCCUAUUCUCCGUUACACUCAUCAUCCAUUGCACUCGCCAUUACUGCCACUGCCAUAUGGGGACAUCAAUCUAAACUUGCUGAAAGACAAAGGCUACACAACUCUGCAGGAUGAAGCCAUCAAGAUAUUUAAUUCUUUACAGCAACUGGAGUCUAUGUCUGAUCCCAUCCCUAUAAUCCAAGGUGUCCUCCAAACAGGACAUGAUUUACGACCUCUUCGAGAUGAGCUCUACUGUCAGCUUAUCAAGCAGACCAAUAAAGUGCCUAACCCUGGGAGUGUGGGCAACCUGUAUAGUUGGCAAAUACUCACCUGCAUGAGUUGCACAUUUCUGCCAAGUCGCAGCAUCCUGAAGUAUCUUAAGUUCCAUCUCAAAAGGGUUCGUGACCAGUUUCCAGGAACUGAAAUGGAGAAAUACGCACUUUUUACUUAUGAAUCUCUGAAGAAAACCAAAUGCAGAGAGUUUGUGCCAUCACGGGAUGAAAUAGAAGCUCUGAUCAGCAGGCAGGAAAUGACAUCCACAGUUUAUUGCCAUGGCGGGGGCUCCUGUAAAAUUACAAUCAACUCGCACACCACAGCUGGAGAGGUGGUUGAAAAGUUAAUUCGUGGCUUGGCCAUGGAGGAUAGCAGAAAUAUGUUUGCUUUGUUUGAAUACAAUGGAACUACUGAUAAAGCAAUUGAAAGCAGAACCAUUGUGGCUGAUGUCUUGGCAAAGUUUGAAAAGCUUGCUGCCACUGCUGAAGCUGGGGACAUGCACUGGAAGUUCUACUUCAAGCUCUACUGCUUCCUGGACACAGAAAACGUCCCAAAAGAUAGUGUGGAAUUUGCCUUUAUGUUUGAACAGGCUCAUGAAGCAGUGAUUAGAGGACAUUAUCCUGCUCCUGAAGAAACCCUCCAGGUCCUUGCAGCUUUGCGUCUUCAGUACCUUCAGGGAGAUUACACUUUGCAUACCACUGUACCAGAAAUGGAGGAAGUCUAUCCCUUGCAAAAGCUGAAGUCUCGGAUUACCCAGUCUACCAAAACAUUUACUGCAGCAGAGAAGGCUGAGAAGAAACGUGCCAGCUUUCUUGAAGGGACAUUGCGGAGGAGUUUUCGCAGUGGCUCUGUCAGCAAACAGAAGGUUGAGGAGGAUCAGAUGUUAGACAUGUGGGUCAAAGAGGAAAUCUCAGCUUCUAGGACGAGUAUUAUUGACAAAUGGAAAAAACUCCAGAGGAUGAACCAGGAGCAGGCUAUGGCAAAGUAUAUGGCUUUGAUUAAGGAAUGGCCUGGCUAUGGCUCAACACUCUUUGACGUAGAGUGUAAAGAAGGGGGAUUCCCACAAGAGUUGUGGCUUGGAGUCAGUGCUGAUGCAGUUUCUGUCUACAAGCGUGGGGAAGGACGGCCUCUGGAGGUGUUUCAGUAUGAACGUAUCUUGUCAUUUGGUGCACCGCUCGCCAACACCUACAAGAUUGUGGUGGAUGAGAGAGAACUGCUUUUUGAAACUAGUGAGGUGGUUGACAUUGCAAAGCUGAUGAAAGCUUACAUCAGUAUGAUUGUGAAAAAACGCUAUAGCACCUCUCGAUCAGUGAGUAGUCAUGGAAGUCAGGGCAGCUCCAGGUGAAAACAAAACCAGUUCUACCAUGCUCUAAAUAGAACAUAUCACUGCUUAGCCUCAAAAUGACCUGAUGAUACUGAUCACGUCUGUUGACAAGCUAACCAAGAACCAGACUUUCCACGGAAAAUAUCUUCAAACAUUGUUUCACAAAGACCAUGGGGUGGGGAGGGGAAAAUCAGCUGAA